AUGCCAUCGGAGACUAUUUGGUCCAGCACUUCCAGCGGUGGAAACUACCGCUCUAGAAUCGAUAUGAUCAACCCCGAGUUCUCCAAAAUGUUCUCAGAAGAUCCGUUCAGUGGUAAUAGUGAAGCUCAGGGUAGACGGUUUUCCUUCAAUGAUGGUAGCGAUAUCGAUGAUUCCAUUUUUGGUUUGAAACGAGGCUCUUUGUCUGCGGUAACAGCUCCCGCUGGUAACUCGAGAGACGUAAUGCCGUCAGGUCCCAGACCUCCGUUUGGGACAGCUUCCAUUAGCGGAGGUAUUGCCAAUAGGCACCCACCUCAAGAAAGCUUUUUGCAAAAAUUCUCGUCUGUUGCUGAUGCGACAAGAGAUAUCGAGUUAUCUAAUGGAUUGGGAUCAUUGGCACUUGGUUCUGAGUCUCGUAGAACCAGCUUCAAUAGUGCAGCAGAAAAGCCCAGUGGUAUUGGCUAUCUUUCUACUCCACAAGGAUCGAUGAAUGAGAAUUUGAAUUCACGUAAUUCUAGACAUCAGUCCAUCAGUGACAAGAUCGACAAAUACAACAGUACCUCUCCAAUCCAGGGUGCUGCUUCCCUUUCGAUCAAUUCAGACCUAAAUGGUGGAAGCAAUUCUCCCAAACACCAACCCAACGAACAGAAACAAGGGCAUAGUUUUUGGGACCCUGCUGGUGCAACAUCGUUCACCCCAAGCAAUGUUGGUCCUUUUGUUCCCAACAACUACAGCUACUUUAUGGCUGAUGGCGUUGGAAUGCCUUUGCCUCCUUUUAUGUACACGAGAGCCGCUAUGGAUGGUGCUCCUCCUGCUCCUUACAUGGUACCUUCACCUCCUCCAUUUAUGGAUUCUCAAUUCUACGGUAUGAUGAGACCACCUCAGGUACCCGUUGAUAAUGAAGAAGAUGACUCGUCGAAAGAAAAGAGUCAAGAGACUCCGUCUAAUGCUGAAGAUGAACCUUCUAUUAGAGGUUCUCAUGCUCCCGGAAUCGGCUUGAAUCGAGGCAUUCCCACGAGCUUUCCUUACCCUUUCCAUCCAUACCCGUACCAGGCUUCACCUCCUCCUUUCACUCCUUCAGAAGUCAACCAGAAAGUAGAGGAGCGUCCGGCAUCGACACCUUCUCAAUCUUCAGGGAAGAGAAAAGGAGGGACACGGAAUUUUUCUUCAGGUAAAGGCGGUAACCACAUUUAUAGGUCACCUCUUUUGGAAGAAGUUCGUUCCAAUUCCAAGGGCAAGGAAUACCAUUUAAAAGAUAUCUAUGGACAUGCGGUUGAGUUCACAAAGGAUCAGCAUGGUUCCAGGUUUAUUCAACAGAAGCUUCCAACUGCCUCGAACGAGGAAAAAGAGGUUAUUUUUAAUGAGAUUAGAGAGACAUCUUAUGAGUUGAUGACGGAUGUGUUUGGAAACUAUGUGAUACAGAAGUAUUUUGAGUAUGGUAACAACACUCAGAAACAGGUUCUUUUGAAGUUCAUGAUUGGUCACAUCUAUGAACUCUCACUCCAAAUGUAUGGGUGCCGAGUUGUGCAGCGUGCUUUGGAAGCAGUUGACUUGAAGGGCCAGAUUCUGAUCAUUGACGAAUUGAGGGAUCAUAUCCUUGUUUGCGCCAAAGAUCAGAACGGUAACCAUGUGAUUCAAAAGUCCAUUGAAAAAAUACCAUUCUCUGAAAUCACCUUCAUUAUGGAUUCGUUGGAAGAUCAGAUUUACCACUUGUCGACUCAUCCCUAUGGUUGCAGAGUUAUUCAGAGAUUAUUGGAGUAUGCAGAUCCUAAGCGACAGCAAGAGAUGCUAGAUGAAUUGAACCGUUUUAUCUUCUACUUGAUUCAAGAUCAGUAUGGUAACUAUGUGAUGCAGCACAUCCUUGAGCGUGGUAGCAGCAAGGACAGGGAAGCUAUUCUUGAAGUUGUAUUAGGAUCUGUGGUCAACUUCUCGAAGCACAAGUUUGCUUCAAAUGUUAUUGAAAAAUGUAUAAAGUUUGGCACCGUGAAGCAAAAGAGAAGAAUUCUUGAUGAGGUGAUGCUCGGUAACGAAGACCCUACAGUUGAAACCGUGAGCGAUGAAUCUCCCUUGGCAUUAAUGAUGAAAGAUCAGUAUGCCAAUUAUGUGAUACAAAAGCUUGUGGAGGGUUUUGACGCAAAGGGAGAAGAGAAGAGAAUGCUCGUCAUGAAAUUGAGACAAUACUUGAAGCAAAUUUCCUCCAAAAAUACUUAUGGCAAGCACCUCGCUUCCGUGGAGAAGAUGAUUGUAGUAGCCGAAACUGCUUUGAUAGAUGCCGAUAAUGAUCCUUGA
Meyerozyma guilliermondii ATCC 6260 is the source of this 2286-nucleotide messenger RNA. It is a transcript of the gene PUF3, whose product is annotated as mRNA-binding protein. Lineage: Eukaryota; Fungi; Ascomycota; Pichiomycetes; Serinales; Debaryomycetaceae. Gene Ontology annotation, biological process: nuclear-transcribed mRNA catabolic process, deadenylation-dependent decay. The record is from RefSeq and is a predicted model, not a curated record. Gene Ontology annotation, molecular function: mRNA 3'-UTR binding. Bases 1 to 2286 code for a protein of 761 amino acids. Gene Ontology annotation, cellular component: cytoplasm. The transcript has a single exon.